AGAGAUUUCCACUCCUCAUACAACGAAGAGCUACUGGAUAACUCACUGCCCUGCAUGUGGCAGAAACGGGAGAAAGGCAGUCUUGAGCUUGAUAAAACAGAAGCAAAACCUCUCCAAAAAGUUCAGAGGAAAGAAAACCAGAUGCUGAUCUGUAAUCCUAUCUCCUGUGGAGUUCUGCCUAUUGCUGCUGCUUCCAGCAAAAGCAGAGAUAUCCUGGAACCUUGUAGAAGCUCAAGAACACCUGGCUGGUUCUCAAGGAUAAUCCUCUUCUGGAAUGAUGACUUUCAAGAGUAGAGAACAUACUUCAGUACACCCUAUUCAGCACAACAGAUCUGGGAGGUACCUACUGUGGCUGCCCGCUUCAGCACUCGGCUCUCCAGCACUGAAGAGUGAGGACUGAGUCCAUCAAAGGCUCCUGCAGCUGGGCUCCUGCCAGCAGUGCAAAUUUGUAGAACUGACCAGCUUCUUGGAAGAUGAUGUUUGUUCCUACUUGAAACUGCCAUUUGGUAAACAGAAAAAGAAUGUGGAAGAACCCAAACCUUCGCUGCCUUUUAGCGCUAGCUAUUUUAUGUUUAACAAGCUUAGUGCAUGGUCGAGAGAUAGGUUCUCAAGGGGACCCCCAGAAUUUAAAAUGUGUCACGCACAAUUUACGUAAAAUGGUCUGUACUUGGGAUAUCUCUUCUAAAAGAAGACAUGGACAAACUGAGUUUUGUUACACUACUGACCUCCUUCUUCCAGUGUGUUUUAAAACUAAGGAGAAAAGGGUCGAGAUUCCAGUCCCAGAGAGCUCCACCACUGUGAAAAUAACCACAUACAGCAUUUCUGGAACAGCCUUUGCUUCUAGACACUUCGAAAUUCACAAGAAAAACAUCUCAUUUGUUCCACUUGCUCCACGCAUUCUUAGUUUAACACCUGACUUUUCAACUUCCACGUUAAUUCUGAAGUGGAAUGAUAAUGGAUCAACCUUCCCAUAUGGACUGGAUGCCUCUUGGGAGAUUGAGAUACUCCGUAAGGAAACAAUGGAAAAAGUCACACGAGAAUCUUACAAUUCUAAACUGACCCAUGAAGACAUCAUUCAUUCUUGGAACUGGAAAUCAGAUAUGCCUUUGGAGUGUACAUCGCACUAUGUGAAGAUUCGGCAAUAUAUUAAUGUAACACAAUUUGAUGGCCACAAGGAUUGGAGUGACUGGAGCCCAGCAGAAGUGGUUCCUGGAAAAGAUACUGAGCCCAAUGGAAGUGGACUUUUUCCUCAGGACACUGUGGUGGCAGUGGGCUCAAAUGUAACAUUUUGUUGUGUCCACGAAGAAGGACGGCAGGUACAACGGAUGUCAUACGGAGCAAAAGAUUACCCACUAAUACAUCUGAGCAGUCGGAGCAGUGCAAUCAGAGUGCUAAAUGCCAAUGCUUCACAUGCCAGUGGGACAAAUAUAGUGUGCAGAAUGUCUGAAAAUGGGAUGGAUGGAACUGUCUUGUUUGUAGGAUAUGGCCCUGAUAUUCCCCAAGACCUCAGCUGUGAAACAUCCAACUUUGUGAUAAUAAAAUGCACCUGGAAACCAGGUAGAGCCAGUGGACUAUAUGGAGUACGAGGAACAAAGUACAGUUUAUUUGAAAGUAUAUCUGGUAAAAAUGUUUCCUGUGAAGUAAAUGAAAUGAAAAAAGAGCGUGUUUGUGGCUUUCCAGUUCUGGCUGAUCAGAAAACUUACAGUUUCAUAUUAGGCGUUUCCAAUCCUAUUGGACAAACAGAGGCAUCACUUUUGGUUGAUUUAAAUCAGAGAGUUAAUCCAGCAACUCCAGAAAAGCUAGCUGUUUCUGGGAACAGCUCCACAAGUGUCCAUCUGCGCUGGUUUAUAAAUGGCAGCUUUGCUGAGAUCAGGCUUCUAUGUCAAAUUGAGAUUAACAGUGGCCACUCUGAGCAAAAACUGCACAAUGUCUCCAUGCCUGGUGGAAAGUUCUCAACUUACACAACUCAGCUGAACACGUUGCACCCAUAUACGAAGUACCGGUUCAGGGUGCGCUGUUCAGCUGCUGACCACUUCUGGAGAUGGAGUGACUGGAGCAGGACAGAGGAACACACAACACUGGAAGCCCCUCCUGCCAGAGGACCAGAUAUCUGGAGAGAGAGAAGUCCUUCUGGAAAAAGUCUAAGAAUCUUCUGGAAGCCCUUAUCCCUUUCUGAUGCCAAUGGAAAAAUUGUAUCUCAUGAAGUGUCCUGCUACCUGCUAGAGGAAUCACUGGAGUAUAAAGAAGUCACAGAGCCCUCAAACAGUACUGAGAUAAAACUUGGAAGAAAUGACUGUGUAAUUAGCGUUGUAGCCAAAAAUCAUGCAGGCUCAUCUCCUCCUUCAAGGAUAACAAGCGUGGAACUUCCAAGUGACAAUGUCAAAACAGAUCGAGCCGUGGCAAUGGGGAAUGGAAUUUAUAUUUCUUGGAAUUCUUACCCCAACAUGACCUGUGGCUAUAUAGUAAAAUGGUGUCAUUCAUCUGGGUCUGAACCCUGCAGUGUGGACUGGCAGAAAUUUCCUUCAAAUACAACAGAUGCAGUGAUAAAAUCUGCUCUAUUCAGACCUGGUGUGAGAUACAACUUUUCACUAUACGGCUGCAAAUCCAGUGGAUAUCAGUUAUUGAAAAACAUAACUGGGUAUACAAAAGAGCUGCCUCCAAAACGUGCACCAAAUUUUACUGUAGAAGAAACCUCUUCAGAUUCGAUAUUGGUAAAGUGGGAAGAUAUGCCUAUUGAAGAUUGUCAGGGGUUUUUAGAAGGAUAUCGGCUUUCCUUUGCAAAAGGUGAAAAAGAUACCUUAAAGCCUAGGCUUUUGGAAUCAGGGAAUCCGGAACUUAAAGUUAAGAAUAUCACUGACUUAACAAAAAAGUCUUUGAAAAUACUUGAUCUUCAAGGCAAAACGAGUUACCAGCUAGACCUACAAGCCUACACCGCUGGUGGGCUGAGCCCUCCAAACAGCCUCUAUGUGGUGACAAAGGAAGACUCUGUAGGACUAAUCAUUGCAAUUCUCAUCCCUGUGGCAGUGGUUGUUCUGCUUGGAGUGCUGGCAAGCAUCUUUUGCUAUAGAAAAAGGGAAUGGAUUAAAGAAACAUUUUAUCCAGAGAUCCCAAAUCCGGAGAACAGUAAGGCACUGCAGUUUCAGAAGAACAUCUGUGAGGGCAAUAAGUCACUUAAAACACUGGAAAUGAAUCCCUGUACCCCAAAUAGUGUUGAAGUGGUGGAAACACAGUCUGCAGCUCCCAAAAUCGAAGACACUGAGAUGAUGUCCCCAGCAGCAGACACCAUUGUGCCUGAAGAUGGAUCUGACUCGGAAACAGAAAACCACGUGGUUGUGUCCUACUGCCCCCCUAUCAUUGAAGAGGAAAUCUCAAAUCCCCCUAUGGAUGAACCUGUGGGGUUAUCUCAGGUGGUUUACAUUGACAUCCAGUCUAUGUAUCAGCCUCAAAUUAGACCAGAGGAGGAGUCAGAAAUAGACUUAGUGACUACUGCAGGCUAUAAGCCACAAAUGCAGCUGCCUGUCAGUGCUCUGAAAAUAGAAAGUCGCUCACCUGCCGAGGAAGAAUCAGAUAAAACCGCAGGUUACAGACCUCAAGCAAACACAAAUGCCUGGAACAUGGACACUCCAGACUCUCCCGGAUCAGUUGAAAGCAACAAUGAAAAUGCAUCUUUUGGGAGCCCAUGCUCCAUUAAUUCCCGACAGUUUCUGCUUCCCCCAAAAGAUGAUGAAGACUCUCCCAAGCCCAGUAACACAGGGUGGUCUUUCACACACUUUUUUCAGAACAAGCCAAAUGAUUAACAGUGAGUCGUCAUUGCACCCGCCUUCUAAAUAAGCUCUUAUUCCUGAUGUUGUAAAGAAAGGAGGAGAAAAAGUGCAAAAAGCAUGCAUUAUUCUUGGAGACAGUCAGCAGAAGUUCUAGUAGGCUGAAUGUUACCAUGUUUAAGUUAGUGGAAGUGUUGUUGUUCCAUUUUAAUAGAGGCUGAGGCCAAAAUUAUAGCAAUUUAGUUAUUACUGUAGUAAAAUAUAUUGGAUAUAAGUGGUAUUGAGUUUAGAUCUCCUGAAAAAUAUAGUCAAAGAACUCUGCCUACCUUCACAUAGUGUUCCAAGGCUAAUAUGAUCUCAUACAACUCAUAACUUGGAAAGAUUGCUUUGCUUUGUUGUAGUUGUUCUCAACCAUGUAUACCCAAACGAUAUAGUCCCAACAGGUUUGCUCACUUGAAGUUUUCAUUUAUUGAAAACUUCAGCCUAAUGUUUGAUAAGGAUAUGGUUGGAAACUCUUGAGAUCUUUUACUUAGUGACAAACUAACAACAAAUCAAAGUUCUACUUUCCUCCCAUAUGAAAUGGUAUUGUCACUGUUUAACACUUUUGAAGCAAUGGCCAUUCAAAUCUGUUGCUUUUUAACUAGACACUAGUUUCUGUACCUACUGUACAAUGUUUAUUCAAUGUUUGACUCAGGGGUUCAAACUGGGGAAAAAAAGUGUAACACUGAUUUAAACCUCAGCAAGAACUGCAUAAAGUUUAAAACUUAAAACACAACCUUAGAAUACUCUAUACUUUUUCUAUCCUUUGGUUAAGGAGUUAAUAUUCUUGAUGUAUUGCACUAAUGCAUUUUGUAUUUUAUCAUUUGAGCUCCAGAUCUUCUGCCUCAAAGUCAUACAAUAUUCCAUUCCCCCACAGUAUUCAGGAGUCUUUGCAUUAUGCAGUAAUGUAAGCCAUGGGGAAAUCUCUGACCACUAACACUAGUUGUCUAAGCCAUUUGGCACCAGAAAUCAGAUGUAGUACUACAGCUCUGUGAGAACAAAUUGCUCUUUGGAUGGUCUUCAUUAAGUUAGCUUUGCUUCCUGCUGCCUGGCUGUUCUCCACGUUGUCUACCCAAAAGGACCUUUUUCCUACAAAUCCUAUUGAGGAGUGAAAAGGGGGAUUUCUGCAGUGGCAGAAACCUAAUGUAAUGAGGUUUUAAGGCCACUAAUUCUACCUCUCCUUUACCAGACAUGUGAUGCAAAGAUAUCUUAAAUGAUGUAAAUUUAUAUGCUUAAAGAAGUGUUCAGAACAAUCAUCUUUGAUUUUUUUUCAUGUAUGCAUCUGUAGGCAACUGUAAUUGUAAUAUUUCACUGUGUAAAUUUCCAACUGUAACACACUGAGUUUCACUAGCUUACAAGACAAAGUGCUCUCUAACUUUCCUGUUCCAUUUUGUGAAACACAGUGAAGAGAGGUCAAAUCUUUAAGUGCUUGAUCAAAAAGGGCCUCCAUAAAGUUCUAACCAAAUCUUUGUGUAGAUUUCAAUUUCCUGAACUAGCUUGUGGCAUUUGAAAUAAAUAAGAUGGAUGAGUGGGUUUCGAACUGAGAUUUCAAACAGGUAAGGAGGCUGAAUUGACUAAGUUGCUAGCUGUAAUGGUGUGAGAACAGACCAGAAGGGUGGCUAAGCUUAGCAGAUGUUUGGUCUACAGAACCAUAUGAUCUGGCCGUCAAAAUAAAACCAAGCAUUAGGUUAAACCUAGUCACUGCAAUGGGUGCUGCAGUUUCAGAUACUGACAUGUCUCUGCCAUCUCCAUGGAAUGAAAACACAGAGGGAUUUCAAAACUGGCAGAACACUAAAGGCAAAACGCUAAGUAGCUUCCAGAUUAUCAUCACUAAUAACUGUGUGUGCCUACUUAAAGAGUGAAAUGUAAACACAGUAAAUUUAGAUAUGUUUGCAGGCCUGACAGAAUGCACGGUCUGUCUGAAGAAUGGAAAGUGCAGAUAAGAUUCUGCUCUAGAGGAUGAAUUUUGGAUUGAACAGAGCUUCAAAUGUAAGUAAGGCAGUGCGGAUAGCUGGUGUCCAUCUGUCACCAGGCAUCCCUACAAGAGAAAGUUUCAUGCCUAACCUAUUACUACUUGUUAUUCAGAACACUAAAUUAAUACAUAAAAGGAAGCAGUUCUACUCUUUGUGCUUGAUAGCUAGGCAGUGAUUAUGUUCUAAUAGCAGCAAUAUUUUCUUUCUUUCUAUUCCAAUGCUCACAAUACUUUAUUUAAAGCCUCUUUCUUUUCAGUCUGGCAGUUUUGUUUUCUAAAUGCAUUUAUGUUCUAAUGAAUUUUAGAUUGUGCUGACAUAUGCUUGUAACUGAAAGCAGAAGAUAUGGGCAUGGGGAGUGGUUUGUUUUGUUUUUGUUUAGUGGAACAGUUUCUCGAUACAGAGAAGCAAUUACUGUUAUAUGAAGAUCCAUAGGAAAAAGGAAUGCUCCGUAGGGGAACAGCUGAUCUCAGAGAAUAACAGUGCUUUCUUAUGGUUGCAUUUUGCAAGAAGCAACGCCAAACUGAAGUCUGGCAGUUUUUAACUUAGCAGACUGGAAGCCAGGGUGACUGCAGAGAGCGCUCAGAGCUCAUGAGGGGCAACCUAACACCCUUUGCAGUGCUCUCAAGGAGAACUAAUUCAACGCAAGUAUCACAUAUUCAAGUUUUCCUUCAUGUUGCUCUUCAUUUUCAGUAAAGGCAAAAUCAUUCUGUAUUGCUUUAUUUCACAAUUAUUAGGUAGUAGAGAGUUCCCCAAAUGUAGGGUCAUCCUUAAUGUAAUCAAAGCACUCUCAUUUAGUUAUCCGUUGCUAUUUUUAAAUUUCUUUUUAACUUUGACUAUCUUAUUUUAUUUGAUUUGUACUCUGAUUUCCAGGAUGUAGGGCAGAAGAGUCCCAUUAAGAGCAGUGGCUUACCAUAUCUUUAAUUUUGCAUUUGUAGCAUUGUAGCAGUGGGGCUUCAGCUGUACACUACCAGUGAGGACUCCUUUCAGAUGUCUAUCUUAAACCUUCUGCAGCAAAUCCAAAUACCACAUGAGUAGUGAGAGGAUAUGUGCUUAUUUACUAACCAUGUGAAGGCCGAAAUUAUAGCAGUUUAGGGAGGUGUGGGUGUGGAGAGCAGUAAGAAUGAAUGACAAGGACCAUCAGAAAAUAGACUUGAUUUUUGAGCCCAAGUGAUAUAUUAAACCAAUGAAGCAUGUUUAAGAAAGUCUUCCAUACCAAAAGCACUUUCACAGCAUGGUGCUGUUUAGCCUCUAGGUGUAUUGAUGUUAAUUGUAAGACUGAAACUUCAGGCUUCAGAGGGGAUCAGAGUCCUUGUACUUGUGCCUUUGGGCUUCCCAGUGAGUCUUUGCAGUCAAAUUAGAUGUGAGUGGAACCUCUUCCCAUUGUUUUUGAAAAAUAUAUUAGGAAACUAGAUGUACUGCGUUUUCAUUGUUUUCUGAAAGAUCUUAUUCCUUUACUGAACACCUACUCUAAUUCUUUUGACUUUUUGCUUUUCUUUCCUAGAAGAAUAGGAAAUAAAAAAAAGGGAAAAGAAUUCCAGAAGGGUUCUGAGUAGAAAAGCUUUUGUCCAAAGCACUUCACUCCUAACUCAGUGAUGCAGUCCUCUGGUUGAAUCAAUGUCCAGAGAUGUAGGGUGCCAGUGUCAAGCUAUUUCUUUCUGAAGCAAAUCAUAAGUGUUGCUGCUUUUUGUUUUGAGCCAUGCCUGUCAUAUGUGACAGUUGGGUUUGGUUUUUGUUAUGAUUUUUAGUACUGUUCAUUUCAUGCAUGGAAUAUCGGUCACAUCUGAUGUAAUAUCAUGCACUCUUCUAUUUAACACAUUCAUUAUUUUUGUUGUUCUGACUGACAUACAGGAGCAUACUUAGGAUCUUGAUUUUGUGUGUUAAAUUUUGGAGUUGUAAAUUAGAAUGUGAUAUACCUCACAGAACUACUAGUUAAUAUUUUCAACAAAAUAGUAAGCUAAUAUUAAAGAUGGACAGUGAAUUAUCUCCCCUGCUAUGUGGUGGCUGCAAAUGCAGAGUUAGGACCUAUUCGUCAAUAUUUGCUGUUGUUGCUGACUUUGUUAUCCAUAGUUGCUGCUUUCAUGGGUAAGCUGUUUCUCAAAGGAAAUCAGUAGCCAUGUCAUCCAUCAUGACACAAUUGGCAAAUGCAACAUGUUUCUUCACCUUUGAUUUAUGAGGGGACCAGAACUUUCCUUUGCUGAGCACAGGGCAGCAGGGCACUCCUGCUCAGCUCAAGUUUCAGGCUGCUCUGAAGGGGCACAUUCAAGUUUCUUUUCUCUCCUUCUUUGUUUUUGACAAGUUCAGCAGAAUAAAGUUAGAGCUGAAGGCAGUGAGAUUCCCUCUUAUACUGUCCUCCUGGACACUCAAUUGAACAUAAAUAGUAGCAAAACUGAGGGUAACUGGAUUUGUUGGAGGGAGAAGGUUUUUGAAUAUCACUAUUAAAAGGCAAUGAGAAAUUGUAUCCUCUAUUUUUAGACAAUAAUUUCUUUGUAAACAGAAUAUUUGUAUCUAAAAGCAGAUAAAAAUACAGUAAAAGAAUUUGAAAUAUGCAGGAAAAGACAUAAUGUUUCAAGAAUCAAGUUGCUAACAAGGCUCUGUACCGUAAACCUAUCAAGAACUUCCCAUGUAAACAGCAUUCUCUGUGCUGCCGCAGGCUUUGAUGAAGACAUCAAAUCAAAUGGCAUCAGUAUUUUUAACACUAAGUAAGGUCCUAACUCUGUGCAAAUAUGUGAUAGCAGUGUUAUGUACCUAGGUGUGUAUUGGCUUACAAUUCCCAAAGCAUGGUUUUUCAGAGCCCUGUACUGGAGUAUAUGCCUUAGGAGGUGCAGUUUCUUGUAGGGGAAAUGGCUGCCAUCCGCACUCCUCCCAGCAUCCUACACAGAGUUCGUGCUGUCAUGCAUUUAGCAGUGACCUGUGUGACUGAUGUUUAGAGAUGCUGUCAGCACAUCUACAGAUUUGUUGUUGGAUUCUUCUUUGAUUCGUCAUUAGCAAGCCUGGGAGCACAUUCUCUGACCCCAAAUGUCGCCUACAGAGAUCAAGGAACAUUGGAGUGUUUAAAAACUCAUUUCCUCGGGCCUCUCUUAAGUUUUUAAAUAUCUUCUUAGAAGCUGGAAAACAGUUUCUUCCAUAACAGUUUUCUUUCCCCUCCUCCAUCAUUUAUAUAACUCUGGAUUUUCCCCAGUGUUUCUAUAAUAGACAGUGUUUAUUUCCUUUUUGCGCAUUAUGCAAACAAACCUCAAAUGAUAUUGGCAGGGUUUUCUGUAACUUUACAAGUUGCCCCAGUGUGCAUAAUAAUGCUCUUUUUUCCCCACAGAAAUGUCUAUCAACUUCUCUCACUUUUUCAACAGAAAAGUCUCCAGAAAGUAUUUGUGGGCUGAGCUUCACCAGGAAGCUCAGCAGGUGAGCCGGUCAGUGAGCAGGGUGCUGCAAGGGGUGGAGUCUCACUGUCUCCUUUUGUCUGGGUGAUGCCAUGGUGAGCAAGAGCAAUUGGCAUCCUCAUCUUUUACUGUGUUGCCUAACAGCACCUCUAGGGAGGAUUUUGAACAGUCCCAAAUCUGCUCUUCGACUGGUGUUAGCAGAAAGCAGGCUGCUGACAAAGUAGAUGCACAGCUUCCAUGAGCACCCUGCCAGCCACACAUUUCAAUAACUUUGCAACUCAUUUGGUUUAAUGUGCAAAUUGUAGUGCCCAGAGAGUAAAGCUUAACCAGAGACUACAUAAAAAAUUGAAUGUUUUCAUUUUCCUUAUUUGGGCUGAGAAAAAUUCAAAAAGCUCAAACUGGGCAAAGUAAAAUAGAAUCUGGUAAAAUCUCACACCUUUUAGUAGAAAUACAAAUACAAAACAAUCCUCAAACUUCCCCAUGGCAGUGUUUCCUCCAUGUGAUUUAAAGUGGCUUAGGGUGAACAAUACUGUAAGCUUUGUAGCCUGUCAGAUGGCCAAAAAAGAAGAUAACUCUCAUCUGAAACCCUACCUGACCGUAGUGGUAGUUUGAACUUUGGUCCAGCUGUGGCACACAAAGCAGCAGAACUGAUGGAGUCAUGCAAGUCACCCAAAAAACUGUUGUAAUCUAAUGCUGUAACUUUUAAAAUACAUACUGUGAACAGGCUCAGUGGUUCAAUGUUUCGGGUUUUUUUUUUAGCUCUUUUUAUACAGUCUUUUUUUAGCAAAAAUGAUUUUUUUAGAGAUGGUUUUGUGUUCUAUUUUUACAAAUAUUUUAAUGGACUUUUGUUAAAUAGUAGUGAAAAUAUUGUUUGCCAAUUUGAAAUGUUCACCUAUAGAAAUUAGUCCUGAGAAUAAAUGAAUAAAUCAUGCUGUCAAAACAGUCAUCCUAAUGCACUAAACCUAACCAGUCAUUUAACAUAGUUCUGUUGUUGAAUGAUGCCGAAGUUUUCCAGCUUCCAAAUCUGUUACUCAAAAAAGAUUUUCACAAUUUAAACAAAAUAAUCAUACAGCACUUUAGAGAAGUAUACCAAGUAAAAUAGUGAUUCAACAGUGUGUAUCAACAAGAAAAUUUAUUAGCUUAGCAAUUAAACAAAUGCAUGCUUGAAGAUGGAAGCAUGGGAUCACGAUGCGGAAAAAAUAUUCCAGGGGGCUAGAUGACAUGUGAGACUAACCUAAGACACCAACUUUGCAAAUGUUUUAGAACUAGUUUGCUUGGCUGUUGUAAUUCCUGUUGUAUUGCUUGUGUGUCUACAAAUAUGCAUGUAUUUAACAAUUUUACCAUAGUAUUGCCAUGGAAUUUAAUAAAUAUAUUUUCUUACGCUCUUA
Messenger RNA from Numida meleagris (helmeted guineafowl), 10535 nucleotides. RefSeq names its product leukemia inhibitory factor receptor-like. The transcript has 22 exons. Gene Ontology annotation, cellular component: external side of plasma membrane; membrane. Gene Ontology annotation, biological process: cytokine-mediated signaling pathway. Gene Ontology annotation, molecular function: protein binding; cytokine receptor activity. The record is from RefSeq and is a predicted model, not a curated record. Bases 522 to 3797 code for a protein of 1091 amino acids. Lineage: Eukaryota; Metazoa; Chordata; Aves; Galliformes; Numididae.